UAGGCUGAACUCACGGGAAUCAAAUGGCGUAGGUACAAUUUUGGAGGGCACGGGGACUGUGGACCCAUAAUUUCAGCCCCAGCCCAAGAUGAUCCAAUCCUGCUAAGUUUCAUCCGCUGUCUGCAAGCCAACUUGCUGUGUGUGUGGCGCCGUGAUGUCAAACCAGAUUGCAAAGAGUUAUGGAUAUUCUGGUGGGGAGACGAACCCAACCUAGUGGGUGUAAUACAUCAUGAACUGCAGGUUGUGGAAGAAGGACUCUGGGAAAAUGGCCUUUCCUAUGAAUGUCGGACGCUGCUCUUCAAAGCGAUCCACAACCUGUUAGAAAGGUGCCUAAUGGAUAAGAACUUCGUUAGGAUUGGGAAAUGGUUUGUCCGACCCUAUGAAAAGGAUGAAAAGCCAGUCAACAAAAGUGAGCAUUUGUCCUGUGCUUUCACGUUCUUUCUUCAUGGGGAAAGUAAUGUAUGCACAAGUGUGGAGAUCGCCCAACACCAGCCAAUUUAUUUGAUCAAUGAGGAGCAUAUACACAUGGCUCAGUCUUCACCUGCACCAUUUCAAGUACUGGUAAGUCCUUAUGGAUUAAAUGGCACACUAACAGGCCAUGCAUACAAGAUGUCAGACCCAGCCACCCGGAAGUUGAUCGAGGAAUGGCAGUAUUUCUACCCAAUGGUGCUGAAAAAGAAAGAAGAAUUGAAAGAAGAGGAGUUGGGAUAUGACGAUGACUUCCCUGUGGCAGUAGAAGUCAUUGUUGGUGGUGUUCGCAUGGUCUAUCCUUCAGCGUUUGUUCUGAUCUCUCAGAAUGACAUCCCAGUUCCUCAGAGCGUUGCCGGUGCUGGAGGCCAUAUUACCGCUGGGCAGCAGGGACUGGGCAGUGUGAAGGACCCGAGUAACUGUGGGAUGCCUCUCACCCCGCCCACCUCUCCAGAGCAGGCUGUCAUAGGUGAGAGUGGAGGUACGCAGAGUGCUGUCAGUCACUUAGGCUCCCAAGACGGGGGGAUGAUAACUAUGCACAGUCCAAAGAGAUCGGGGAAGAUUCCUCCAAAACUCCACAAUCAUAUGGUCCAUCGAGUCUGGAAGGAAUGCAUCCUCAACAGAACCCAGUCCAAGAGGAGCCAAAUGUCAACUCCAACUCUUGAAGAAGAGCCUGCUAGCAGUCCUGCUUCUUGGGAUUUUGUGGACCCAACCCAAAGAGUCAACUGUUCCUGCUCUCGGCAUAAACUUCUAAAACGUUGUGCUGUAGGACCCAAUCGACCUCCCACAAUAUCUCAACCAGGGUUCAGUGCAGGACCAUCAUCAUCUUCAUCCUUACCACCUCCGGCUUCUUCUAAGCACAAAACAACAGAAAGACAGGAAAAGGGAGACAAGUUGCAAAAGAGACCCUUGAUACCAUUUCACCACAGGCCCUCCGUGGCUGAAGAGUUAUGCAUGGAGCAAGACCCACCGGGACAGAAGCUAGGGUUGGCAGGGAUGGACUCCUCCUUGGAGGUGUCGAGCAGCAGGAAGUAUGAUAAGCAAAUGGCCGUGCCUUCCAGAAAUACAAGCAAGCAAAUGAAUCUGAAUCCUAUGGAUUCACCUCAUUCCCCCAUUUCCCCUUUGCCACCGACACUCAGCCCUCAGCCACGAGGUCAGGAAACGGAGAGUUUGGACCCGCCAUCUGUCCCUGUGAAUCCAGCCCUCUACGGAAACGGGCUCGAACUCCAGCAGCUGUCUACUCUGGAUGACAGAACUGUCCUCGUAGGCCAAAGACUGCCCCUGAUGGCAGAGGUCAGCGAGACAGCCUUAUAUUGUGGGAUUAGGCCCUCGAACCUGGAGUCAUCGGAUAAGUGGUGGCAUAGCUUUUGUCUCCCACCCAUCGAUGAUGCUGAGUUCCGGCCUCCAGAGCUCCAGACUGAGAGAUGUGAUGACAAACUGGAGGUAAACUCAGAGAGCACUGCAUUGCAAAGGGCUCCUGGCUAUGGGAAGGGAUUUUUUUUAGAGGUCCUGCCUGUUGAAAUAAGUGGCUUAGUCUCUUUUGUUCCUUUUUCUUGUUCAGCAGUUGCAGACCUGCAGAGGAUGUUCCCCACCCCUCCGUCUUUGGAGCAGCACCCUGCGUUUUCUCCUGUGAUGAAUUAUAAAGAUGGAAUCAGUUCAGAGACAGCCACAGCGUUAGGCAUGAUGGAGAGCCCGAUGGUCAGCAUGGUUUCCACACAGCUCACUGAGUUCAAGAUGGAAGUGGAAGACGGAUUAGGAAGCCCCAAGCCCGAGGAAAUAAAGGACUUCUCAUAUGUGCACAAAGUUCCAGCGUUUCAGCCUUUUGUGGGAUCCUCCAUGUUUGCUCCGCUGAAGAUGUUGCCGAGCCAAUGCCUGCUACCUCUGAAGAUACCCGAUGCCUGUCUGUUUCGGCCUUCGUGGGCAAUCCCUCCUAAAAUCGAACAGCUGCCCAUGCCCCCUGCAGCCACUUUCAUUAGAGAUGGCUACAAUAAUGUGCCUAGCGUCGGGAGCCUAGCAGACCCAGACUAUCUGAACACACCACAGAUGAACACACCAGUGACGCUCAACAGCGCAGCCCCAGCCAGCAACAGUGGAGCAGGAGUUUUGCCAUCUCCAGCAACCCCUCGCUUCUCUGUCCCCACGCCACGAACCCCCAGGACCCCAAGAACUCCCAGAGGCGGGGGCACUGCCAGUGGUCAGGGGUCUGUCAAAUACGACAGCACCGAUCAGGGGUCACCAGCCUCUACGCCCUCCACCACGCGGCCCCUGAACUCUGUGGAGCCCGCCACCAUGCAGCCGAUUCCUGAGGCCCACAGUCUCUAUGUCACCCUGAUUCUCUCCGAUUCUGUGAUGAAUAUCUUUAAAGACAGAAACUUUGACAGCUGUUGCAUCUGUGCUUGCAACAUGAACAUCAAAGGGGCAGAUGUCGGGCUUUACAUCCCCGAUUCUUCCAAUGAGGACCAGUACCGCUGUACCUGUGGGUUUAGUGCGAUUAUGAAUCGCAAACUUGGCUACAAUUCAGGACUCUUCCUGGAAGAUGAGUUGGAUAUUUUUGGGAAGAAUUCUGACAUUGGUCAGGCUGCAGAGAGGCGCUUAAUGAUGUGUCAGACCACCUUUCUUCCUCAGAUGGAGGGAGCCAGAAAACCCCCGGAGCCACCUAUCAGCCUUCUUCUCCUCCUGCAGAGCCAACACACACAGCCCUUUGCUUCCCUGAGUUUCCUGGACUACAUCUCCUCCAAUAAUCGCCAAACUCUUCCCUGUGUAAGCUGGAGUUAUGACCGGGUGCAAGCAGACAAUAACGAUUACUGGACGGAAUGCUUUAAUGCCUUGGAGCAGGGCCGGCAGUAUGUGGAUAAUCCCACGGGUGGAAAAGUGGACGAAGCGCUGGUGAGAAGUGCCACUGUGCACUCUUGGCCUCAUAGCAACGUGCUAGACAUCAGCAUGCUCUCUUCCCAAGACGUGGUCCGUAUGCUGUUGUCCCUGCAGCCCUUUCUCCAAGAUGCCAUCCAAAAGAAGCGCACGGGCCGGACCUGGGAGAAUAUCCAGCAUGUGCAGGGCCCGCUCACCUGGCAGCAGUUCCACAAGAUGGCGGGACGAGGAACCUAUGGUUCAGAAGAGUCGCCGGAGCCGCUGCCCAUCCCUACUCUGCUGGUCGGCUAUGACAAGGACUUCCUCACCAUCUCACCGUUCUCCUUGCCAUUCUGGGAGAGGCUGUUGUUGGACCCGUACGGGGGCCACCGUGAUGUUGCCUAUAUUGUGGUGUGUCCAGAAAAUGAGGCCUUGCUCGAAGGAGCCAAAACUUUCUUCAGGGACUUGAGCGCUGUAUAUGAGAUGUGUAGGCUUGGGCAGCACAAGCCCAUCUGCAAAGUGCUCCGUGAUGGGAUCAUGCGCGUGGGGAAGACCGUGGCACAGAAGCUGACCGAUGAGCUCGUGAGUGAGUGGUUUAACCAGCCGUGGAGCAGUGAGGAGAAUGACAAUCAUUCCAGACUCAAACUUUAUGCGCAAGUUUGCCGCCAUCACCUAGCCAACCUACANCAGCUUUACUCCCCUCCUUUUAUAUUGGCCCCAAUCAAAGACAAGCAGACAGAGCUGGGAGAGACGUUUGGUGAGGCAAGCCAGAAGUACAACGUGCUCUUUGUGGGCUAUUGUCUGUCUCACGACCAGCGCUGGCUUUUGGCGUCCUGCACUGACCUCCACGGGGAGCUACUAGAGACCUGUAUUGUAAAUAUCGCUUUACCAAACAGAUCACGGAGGAGUAAAGUAUCUGCACGGAAAAUUGGACUGCAGAAGCUGUGGGAAUGGUGCAUAGGAAUUGUCCAAAUGACAUCUCUACCCUGGAGAGUCGUAAUUGGGCGACUUGGGCGUCUUGGCCACGGGGAGCUAAAAGAUUGGAGUAUCCUCCUUGGAGAAUGUUCCCUCCAGACAAUCAGCAAACGGCUCAAGGACGUGUGCCGAAUGUGUGGGAUCUCUGCCGCAGACUCUCCUUCUAUCCUUAGUGCCUGCCUGGUUGCCAUGGAGCCCCAGGGGUCCUUUGUAGUGAUGCCAGAUGCUGUCACAAUGGGCUCUGUUUUUGGCCGAAGUACUGCGCUAAACAUGCAGUCAUCUCAGCUUAACACCCCUCAAGAUGCUUCUUGCACACACAUCUUGGUAUUCCCAACGUCGUCAACCAUCCAAGUGGCUCCAGCCAACUACCCCAACGAAGACGGCUUUAGCCCCAACAAUGAUGACAUGUUUGUUGACCUUCCGUUCCCAGAUGAUAUGGACAAUGAUAUUGGCAUAUUAAUCACUGGGAACCUCCAUUCCUCUCCCAACUCCUCCCCAGUGCCCUCCCCGGGCUCUCCUGGAAUUGGUGUGGGUUCUCACUUCCAGCAUAGUCGGGUAAGGACGGUUCGAAGUAGUCCUUUAAAACAAUUUCAGUUUGUUUUGGAGCAGUACAACGCGCUCUCCUGGCUCACGUGCAAUCCGGCCACCCAGGACCGCACCUCCUGCCUUCCCGUCCACUUUGUGGUGCUCACUCAGCUGUACAAUGCCAUCAUGAAUAUACUUUAAUUGGAAAAGCACUUGUUCUCUCUGGCUCAGUUCCUUCUCCCUGCAACCUCAGCCCGAGGAGCCCGCUCUACUCUGCAGACAGCCCCCAUCCUCUUCUCGAGACCACUCGCCACAGCCCUGCACUGUGGUUCCUUCGCAGCAGGCACGUGUCGUUUCUGCAGCGUUCGUUCCCAGAGGGACGCACUGACACUCCUCCUGGACCUGGAAACUGCCGUGAGCAGUGACGUGCAGCCAGUGUGACGGUGUGUGCGGCCCCAAACCACUGGUCACAGGAAGGCUUUGGUGGUGGUGGCUUUUAAGAGGGCAGCAGAAGAGACAGUAUCCUUUUGCACAAGAGUCUGUGUUUUCAGUCUCUGUUUAAAAAUAAGGGUAUUUUGGCCCUUUGGAUGAAAUCCUCUAGUUAUUGGUAUAUGGCCUGUGGGUUACCUGAACUCCGUCAUCUGGGACUUUUUAAAAAUAAGAACCAGCUCCAGUACAUGAUUUCUCGGUGGGGUUU
Molecule: messenger RNA, 5512 nt
Organism: Hipposideros armiger (great roundleaf bat)
Lineage: Eukaryota; Metazoa; Chordata; Mammalia; Chiroptera; Hipposideridae
Gene: MED13L
Product: mediator complex subunit 13L
Exons: 21
Coding region: 334-5016 (1560 amino acids)
Biological process (GO): regulation of transcription by RNA polymerase II
Cellular component (GO): mediator complex
Molecular function (GO): transcription coregulator activity
Source: RefSeq, a predicted model, not a curated record